Molecule: messenger RNA, 274 nt
Organism: Bursaphelenchus xylophilus (pine wood nematode)
Lineage: Eukaryota; Metazoa; Nematoda; Chromadorea; Rhabditida; Aphelenchoididae
Source: the annotation of a GenBank genome assembly
AUGAAAUUUCCCAUGUUAUGCGUAGUUUUGCUAUUACUUGUUGCGGCAGCCAAAUCAGCACUGUUUAUAAGAGGUAACCAUGGCCAAGUUCAUGUUCGCAAAGCAUGAUUCCACAACUUUAGACCGUCUCUGCGAUCCCAUCUCCUGUCACGACUACUGUUUAAAGAAGUGGCCUAGAAACCCGUGGAUUCAAGGGUACUGUAGCUUCUCCAUGUGUGUCUGCUUCUCCAAAGCACCCAAAAGGCCAUCAGGGAUUGAAGUGAUUUCGGAAUAA